AUGCGGGACGAUGACUCUGACCAGGUGCCUUUAGAUAUCAUUGGGGACAGCGAUGAUGACACAGGUGCCAAUCCACAUACACAGCAUGGCCCUUCAAGUUCUGCCACACAGCAGUACCCUCCAUACUUUUCCACUCUAAACUUGGAGGCUUUGGGUCAACAAGCAGACGGAGAUGAAGCUGUUCUGAGUGUGAAGGACUAUAGCAUUCGUCGAGGUGUUGAGUACAGAGUCUUGAAAUCGGAUCAUCUGAAGUAUCAUGGAAAAUACAAGGAGUUCGGCAAGGGUUCUAGUUGUGAUCACCGGCAGCUUGAUUACCACAUUAUCUAUGCGAGGAUUUAUCCGUUGGUUAAGGCGGAUGUUGCGGUUACGGUAAAGGUCUUGCAACAAGCAACAGAAGCCGAUUACGGGUUCAGGCCUAGUUACAGGAAGGUUUGGAUGGAAAAACAGAAGGCAGUAGCACAAAUAUACGGAGAUUGGGAAGAGUCGUAUACCGAGUUGCCACGUUGGAUGCUAGGGGUACAGUCGACUAUGGCCGGAACAGUUACUGUGUUGAAGACCUCUCCUGUUCGACUUGGGGAUCAGUAUGGAGGCACGUUACUGUUGGCGAUAGCGCAGGAUGGGAACUCGAACAUCCUCCUGAUAGCCUUCGCCCUUGUAGAGGGAGAAAAUGCGGAGUCAUGGUCAUUCUUCUUGUCCAACCUACGAUCGCAUGUGACGCCGCAGGAGGGAAUUCUUGUUAUCUCUGACAGUCAUAAUGGCAUCAAGGCUGCCCUUGAGGCCCCCAAGAAUGGUUGGCUUCCUCCAUGUGCUUUUCAAGCUUUCUGUAUUCGUCAUGUGGCCGCGAAUUUUAGCCUUAGCUUCAAAGGUAAAGAUGCAAGGAGGAUGUUGGUGAAUACUGCCUAUGCGAAAACUGAAGCAGAGUUUUAUUACUGGUGUGACAUCAUGCGGACUAAGAAUCUGGCCAUGUGUGAUUGGGCCAAUCGGAUGGAGUAUGACAAGUGGACCCAACAUCAGGAUAGUGGGAGACGAUUUGGGCACAUGACAACCAACAUUAGUAAAUGUGCGAAUUCUAUGUUAAACGGAACUCGCAACCUCCCGGUAAUUGAUCGGAAAAUCAGAGACUCCAGGUGCUUCACCGUCACAUUAUACGACAGGCACCAAUCGGAGUACACGGUGGCUGAGACGACACCGACCGGAAACUUCUCGCUGGGUAGCUAUCGAGUUUCCUUUAAGGAUCACACAUGCGAUUGUGGCCACUUUCAGGCACUGCAUUAUCCAUGUUGUCACGCCAUUGCAUGUUGCGCUCACUCGCGUUUGAAUUGGGCGUCAUAUGUUCACGAGGUGUAUCGUAUGAGUGAGGUGUUCAACGUGUACAAGCAAGGGUUUGUUCCGCCUAUCCCAGAAGGCCUAUGGCCCCCAUAUGCUGGACCAACAGUCAUUCUCGAUCCUAACAUGAAGCGUGCAAGAGAAGGACGUCCAAAGGCAACCAGGUUCGGUGGUAGCAUGGAUCAGUCUAUUGAAAACCACCCCAAGCGCUGUGGGCUCUGCCGUCAGCCUGGUCAUAUGCGGAGGAACUGUGACCAGCGAAGACAUACUACUGCCAGGGAUGGUUAG
This is a messenger RNA of Arachis stenosperma, 1614 nucleotides long. RefSeq lists its product as uncharacterized. Bases 1 to 1614 code for a protein of 537 amino acids. Gene Ontology annotation, molecular function: zinc ion binding. The record is from RefSeq and is a predicted model, not a curated record. Lineage: Eukaryota; Viridiplantae; Streptophyta; Magnoliopsida; Fabales; Fabaceae. The transcript has 5 exons.